Molecule: messenger RNA, 3028 nt
Organism: Anopheles funestus (African malaria mosquito)
Lineage: Eukaryota; Metazoa; Arthropoda; Insecta; Diptera; Culicidae
Gene: kermit
Product: PDZ domain-containing protein GIPC3
Exons: 6
Coding region: 1170-2198 (342 amino acids)
Molecular function (GO): protein binding
Source: RefSeq, a predicted model, not a curated record
GUUAAAGCUCCAUUUCCAACCUCGGGGCGGCCAGUGUUCAUAUUGUUUCUUUCGCUGUAUGUAUGUGUGCGCGCUACUGAGUGGUUUUCACCCUCAGCCUACUACGUGUGCAGGGGUGUUUUUGUGUGUGAGAGUUGGGGAGGGUAAGCAGGUGGUGCGCGGUCAAGUGAAACAGCCUACAGGUUGCCGGAGGUUCGCCACCUAAUCCCAUACCUCUCGCCUGCCAUUCCUAACGGUUCCUAACAGCCGUUGAAGCGCGAAAGCGAGCGAAAGAGAGCGCAGCAGAGAGAAGCCCACGAAGGUCGGACCAGCGGGCAGGGUUGCUGCGCCGUUAGUGAAUUCGUCGCGCGGAAAACCGCUUCUAGCAGUCGAAAACGACGCGUGGAAACGACCCCCGGUUAUUCGUGACAGCGUCCACGUACGCAGUGAGCCCGCGACUGUGCAGUAAUUGGCUGAUCGAUCCGUGUGCGUACCUUGAUCUGAUCCGAGAUACAGUGCGCGCGCGGCAAAAAGCGCGUAUUUUUGCGUUUGUUUCAUUUGCUCUCCAGCUAGUGGUUGUUCACUGUCUGUAGGCUGUCAAACUGCUGGAGAUAAAAAGAAAUACAUACACACACCCACCUUCCCGCGACCGCAUCCAAUCAUCCCCUGGAGACAAUUCGUGCCGACGGCCGCCGUUACACCGACGCCUUGUGUAGCAACGUUCCAUGUGGGCAAAGUAUAGUUUCUGGCCAUUUUCGAUCGCUGUUAGCUGUACUACCUACUAGCUCACCCUUAACAACAAAAAACAGUUUUAGUUCAACAUAAAAAGGGACCAAAACUGUGGCCCACUGCACAGAAGCAGUAGCAAUAACUUGCCAGCCUAAACUUACAACUCCUAUCGACUGGAGCCGUGUGUGUUUUCCUGGGUGUUUUUGUUGGAAAAUUAUUCUUCAAUUAUUUCCUUCCCACCUGUUUCGGUUUGCUCUUUUCGGUUCUGGACUUUUCAGUAAAAACAAAAUUUACAUCCCAAGCUCCUUUCUCUAUCCCAUUUUGUCCUUUACCAAUAAAAAAGGGGUUUGUAACCGGGGUGUUGUCGCCCGCCCCCGAGUGUAAAGUGCCACAGUAAAGAACCUACCUUCCUUCAGUCAUCCCUUCCCUCUGGUUUGGUUACGACUACCACCACCAACACGAUGCCGUUGUUCAAUAAGAAAAGCACCAAAAUAUCCAAUCCUUCGCCACCGAUGACCAAGGAUCCGCAUGCGUACCACGAUAACAACAACUACAAAAACCCUCCGAUCCCAACAGCGCCCACGAUCCACCACGACAGCAUGAGCAACGGUGGCCAUGGCGAAUCGACCGUCACCAAGCCGCAGCUGGUGUUCAAUUGCCAGCUGGCACACGGCAGUCCGACUGGCUUCAUCACCGGGUUUGCCAGUGUCAAGGAGCUGUACCAGAAGAUCGCCGAAUGCUACGAUUUCCCCAUGGAUGAGAUUCUGUUCUGCACGCUAAACUCGCACAAAGUCGAUAUGAGCAAUCUGCUGGGCGGUCAGAUCGGGCUGAACGAUUUCAUUUUCGCACAUAAAAAGGGUCGUCCGAAGGAGGUGGAAAUCGUCAAGUCGGAGGACGCCCUCGGACUUACCAUUACGGACAACGGUGCUGGUUACGCGUUCAUCAAGCGCAUCAAAAGUGGCAGUGUCAUCGAUCGCAUUCCUCACAUACAGAUUGGUGAUCACAUCGAGAAGUUAGACGGUAUCAAUGUGGUUGGCAAGCGACAUUACGAGGUGGCCCGAAUGCUGAAGGACAUUCCCACCGGAUCGACGUUUACCAUUCGUCUGGUGGAACCGAUGAAGAGCGGAUUCCAGGGAAUAGCGCCGCGCAAAGGUACGGCCGGCAGCAAACCGGGCAAACAGGGAUACGGCAGUGGAAAGGAGACGCUGCGGUUUAAGGCCAAUGGAAACGCAGCCAUUGAGGAUGAGCACGACGAUGCUACGCAAAGUGGAAUUGAUGCCAUUAACUCACUGCUCGACUCCUUCAUGGGAAUCAACGAUAGUGAGCUAGCCACACAAAUCUGGGAACUAGGUAACAACAAAAUUAACUCGAUGGACUUUGCGGAAGCGAUCGAUGCGUCCGAUCUGGAGGCUUUUGGUUUUACUGACGAUUUCAUCAUCGAGCUGUGGGGCGCUAUCACGGAUGCACGCCACGGACGAUACAAAAGAUAAGGCAGGAUGACGAUGAUGAUGAUGAUGAUGAUGGAGGGGUUCCAUUGCAGCCAAUAAGGAGAGCCUGAAUUUGAGAUGAAAAAAAAGGAGCAUUUACGAUGAAACGAAGGCAGCAGCAAUCGAUUGACGAGGCGCUCAUGAAAUGUGAUGUGUUUUAAACUACUACUACUAUUAUUACUACUGCAACUAUUGCUGCUACUACUACUACUACUACAGCUAGUAAACUGUUUGGAGUGAUUUUGAAAUCAUCGUUCGAACCGUCUCCAAAUGGUAUUAAUAGAUAGGCGACGUAUAGAAGAUGUGAUUGAGACAAAUGUGUAAGCGAUGCGAGUGUAAAGCGCUUCUUCAACGCGCCAGUUGUGGCCGGUGAAGCAAGUUAAACACGCAUUCCCGCAAUACAUUCCACUAUUUAGGGACCAUUGUAGGUAGAUGGAUAAGACUCAAAAUUACAAAACCCCAUAUUACCAAUACCCUUCCCAUCCAAAACAUCCGCGUCUAUGUGUAGAUGACGCCUAAUAUAAAGGAUGUGGGUUUAACGAAGUUAGUGUUUUAAAAAAUUGUAAAAUGUUGUAAAAAAUGUGUUUGUUAGAAAUGGCAACGAAAUGUUGGGGGGAAACCGAUCCGAGAUCAACGCUGGUGGUGAUGAUGUUUUGUUUUUGUUUGUUUACAUUAAUGGUAACAUGUGGAACUAGUACGGGGCAACAGGUAAACGAACGAAGAUCAUCUCACUUAGUUAGCACGUGAGGGAAGAUCAAUUAUUUUAGCAAAGCGAGAUCGUAUCAAAUCGUGAAGUAUGCAAAUAAAUAUUUAAUCAUAAGGUGAGCUAAUAA